This is a messenger RNA of Malus domestica (apple), 889 nucleotides long. RefSeq names its product embryo-specific protein ATS3A-like. NCBI's taxonomy places the organism in Eukaryota, Viridiplantae, Streptophyta, Magnoliopsida, Rosales, Rosaceae. Gene Ontology annotation, molecular function: protein binding. The record is from RefSeq and is a predicted model, not a curated record.
GUGCGGAAGUCACUUUAGUUAGGAAACACUUCGCUGUAGGAGUCCCACUCAUUUGGGAGUCGUCAGACAGUUCACCUGCUCCGACUGUCUGAUGCAAGAAUCUCUGUGCAACUAGUGGGAAAUGGGAAUCUCCUUUCUCAAAGUAAAUCCAUUUGUAUUACCUUUACUUGAUUAGUACUCACAGAAUUUGACAAAAGAGAGAAACCUCUUGCAUUAUAUAGGAGUUAGAUUUUCCAUACUUUCACUCACCAUCUCUCAACCAAAAAUGAAGAGACUACGCAUCUUAACCGUCGUUGCAAUAGCCUUCAUCACUUCUCUGCCAGUACAAGGAUCCAGCACAAACUGCUCCUACUCCGUCGAGAUUGAGACAACGUGUGCACAAUCAGCCGCAACCUCGGACCAUGUCAGCGUCAGGUUCGGGGACUCCGAGGGCAAUUUGAUCAUAGUGAAGCAUCUGAACAACCCUAAGCCAUUGUAUGCUGCAAAAGGUGGUGUGAGACGUGGGGGGUAUGGCGGGUUUGGACGAUGUGCCAUAGACAUGUUUGAGGCCAGUGGACAAUGCAUGAGCCGGAGGGUGUGCUAUCUGUACCUGAAGAAGGUUGGGUCGGACGACUGGCGGCCUGGCUGGGUGAGGGUGCUUCAUCGACAGGAUGGCGGCCGGGUGGUAGUGCCGGUUUCUUACAUGUUCUAUUUUAGAACGUUUGUUCCAGAAAACGUUUGGUAUGGGUUUGAUUAUUGUCAUUCCAAAGGUGGUGGUUUUGUGCCCCAUGUUGUUAGUUCUAAUGAGUAGCCUUCUUCUCUUUCUUUCUUUUUUCGGGUUUUUGCUGUCUUUCGAUUUGGUUUAACGAAGGCAAACAGUUUAAUGAAUUUUGAAAACCUCAGCGGAUUC